AGAAAAGAAUAAUAAUUGGGUCGAAAAGGUAGUGGAAAAGAACGAUUGGAAUAAUGAUGGGUAUGAUGAACAGCAACUUGAACAAGAUAAAAUGGAUUAUCAUCAUCACCAUGGUAAUGGAUCAUCAAAGCAGAAUAAUAAUCAAAAUUCAUUGACUAAUAAUGAUAACAACAACAGCAGAAUGAUGGAUGUACAGGAAAAUAUUAACUACAAUGAAAAAAAUGAUAUGAAUCGACGACAAUCAACAACAACAACAACAACAACUGCAAAAAUCAUCGAAAAUUCGAAUGAACGUGAUGAUCCCGAUGAUGAUGAUGAUGGAAAAGGUCCAGUUCGAAUAUCAGAUAUGUUGGGAGUAACUAACGACAACAACAACAACAACAACAUUUCGAAACCAGGGAAACCAUCAUCCAACGAAUUGAAUGACCAGAAUAAUGAAUUAGAUUAUAUAAUAAGCAAACAGCAGCCAAAGCAGCAAUCCGAGCAACGAGAACAACGGGUUGUAACCAAAUCAUCAUCAUCAGUAGUAAAUCCUGAAACAACAAAAGAAGAAGUGGAACAGAAUUAUUCGUUGGAGGUUGAACAACAACAACAACAACAACGAAAUUCAUUAUUCAUCAACCAUAAUAAUGAAGAAGAAGAAGUAGCAGAUUAUAAUGAUUAUGAUGAAUCUUUAGUUUAUUCGACUAAUAUUGAUCAUGAGAAUCGACGUGGGCAACCAGAUUUGAAUAAAAAUUAUCAUAAAAAUGACGAUUACGAUUGCGAUGAUGAUUUAACAAUGAAAAAAUCUAGUGGCUAUCAUUCUGAUGAUCAUCGUGGUCGACGAGAAAGUGGUAGUGGUGGACAAAUUGGACAACAGAAUCCUCAUCAUCAACAACAUUCGAAUCUAAAUCGUUCGACAAAUCAGUCGUCAAAGAAUCAUUAUUUAAAUGUAAAACAAUCAUCAUCAUCAUCAUUGAAUCCUGUGGCAACAAGACAAGUUACAUUUGCAGCAAAUGAUAAACAUCGUAAACAACAACAACAAAAUAAUGGUUCGAAUGUUAUUGCUGUUGGUAAAAAACCACAAUCAUUAUCGGUAUUAAAACAACAACAACAAAAACAAGAUUCAUCACCAAUAUCAUCAAGAACAAUUUCAAGUGAUGAUGAUAAUAAUAAUGAAAUUGUUGUUGCCGCUCAAAGAAAUAAUCCAAAUUAUCAUCAACCAAAAAAUAAAAAACCAACCAUCAACAACAAUCAAAUAUCAUCCAAAGAUCGAAACAUUGAUAACGAUAAAAUGGCUACUGCUGCAUCAACAACAUCGACAAAUUUUCUUCCGCAACAACAAGGUUCUUCUUCGUUAGCUUCAUUGACUCAAUUGGAUGCUGAUACAUUGGCAAAUAUUGAAUAUAUUCCAACAAUGAAGGAUUAUCUAUUACCACCAUAUUAUCAUCCUUAUUAUCAUCAUCAUGAUCCAUUGUAUCAUCCUGCCACUUAUGCAGCAGCAGCAGCAGUAGCUACAUCACCUAUUCUUUAUCCAACACCACCAACAAAUCCACAUCUAUUACGAUUCGGUAUAUUUCCCCGUAUAUUAAUCUAUCAGGCAUUAUCAUCGAUUGCUGAUGAACAAUUUGCAGCCGUACAGGCAUUAGUACGUAUUGUACGUGAUUCAUCAAAUGAACAUUUACAAUUAUUAUUACCGCAUAUGGAUGAAUUUUUAUCCAUAUUCAUAACGCAAUUAUUAUUAGAUAGUUCAUCAAAUUUUAAAAUAAUUCUUUGGACAUUAGAUAUUAUUGAAUUAUUAACAGAACGUUUUCGUCAACGUUUACAACCAAAUUUAUCGCAAAUAAUUUUAUUAUUAUCACAACGAUUAGGUGAUAAUCGAAUUGUGAUACGUGAUUCUGUUAUAAAAGUAUUUCAUCAAAUGAUGACCAAAUAUUGUCCACAAGAAAUGUUGGAUCUAUUAUUUAAACAUGUAUCAUCAAAUGCUCAACAUCAUCAACAGCCAUUAGCAUUUACUUCGUCAUCAAAACUACGUGAAGAAAUGGCUAAUCGUAUUACUGCAUCAAUAACAACAUUUCCACGUAGUCGUUUAAAUUUACCAAAAUUAUGUUUUGAUAUUGUACCAUUUUUAAUUGAUCGUCGUUCGCUAGUACGUUUAGCAUCAUUAGAAUGUUUAGCAACAUUAGCACAAGCAUUAGGACCACAUAAAUUAGGUUCAUUAAUGACAGCCGUUCAUUCGUUGGAAUCAUCAUUAACAGCAAUUGAUUUUGAUCGUUUAAUAGCAUCGAUACAAGCACGUUUAGCACGUCGUUCAUUACCACGUGUUGGACCGGAUGGUAAUGUACAAUAUGUACUUCGUGUACCAACAUCCAAUGAUUCAUGGUAUUAUCGUCGUAUUUAUGAUGCUGAUUUGGAAUGGAUUGCAAUUGGACCAACAACACCACCAGUAAAUGUACCACUAUUGUUAAAUACACCUACCGUUGGUUUGGUACCGAAAUUUCCAAUAGAAAAUCAAUCAACAGAAUCAUCAUCUGAACCGUCAAGAACAAAUGAUUCAUCACCUGCUAAUAAUAAUAAUUGUUGUCAACAAGAACGACAAGCAAUUCAAAAACAAGGAUUAUUAAAUUCACCGGAUUCCGAAGAUAUACCACCACCAGUUAAAAGUAAAAUUAUUGUUGAUGGUGGUGGUGGUGGUGGUGGUCAUCAUCAUCAUCAUCCUUGUUAUAAUCGUUCUUCAACUUCACCUGAAUUAUCAGACGCACAUAAUAAAACGGUUAAGAUUCGAAGCCGAUCUCGAUCGAAACCGCAAACUAAACAACAGCAUUCUUCUUCAAGAAAAACAACAAAAAUCGAUCCAGAUGGUUUGGCACAAGAUCCACCAAGUCCAUUAAGAAAUUUUUCCGAUCACCAACAACAAAAAGAAUUAGAACAACGUUAUCAUUCAUUAGAACAACAACAACAACAACAAUCAUAUCCAUUUAAUCGAUCAAAAACUAGUCAAGAAUUUCGUCCAUAUGGUAAUCAGAAUCAGAAUAAUAAUAAACAAAGAACAAGACGUGAUCAAUUUAUUGAACGUUUAGUUCGUGGUGAAUCUGUUGAUGAUUCUGAUUUAGCUGAUGCUGAAUGGUUUCGUCGAUCAUCAACUGAAAGUCUUGAAGCUUGGCGACAAUAUUUUGGUCGUUUUAAAAAACAAAUGGCCGAUAUUUCAUUAUUAAAUGGUCCAAUUGGUGUACGACCAUAUGGUGGUGGUUCAUCAAGACCUGGUUCAAGUGUUUAUUAUGGACUUUCACCAUUACCACCACCACCAUUUACAUUACCGGCAGCAGCAGCGGCUACAUUUGCACCACCCGGUUUUCUAUCACCAUCAUAUUAUUAUCAUUAUUAUAUUGCAAAUGGUCUUUCAAAUUCAUAUCAUGAUCUUUCACAACUUCAACAAAAAAAUAUGAUGUCAAUAAUGAAACGUUCGGGUUUUGUUUCCGGUUCGGAUCAAGAUCCUGAUCCAGAUAUUGAUCGUAGUGAUGAAAAUCUUCAUCAAAAAUCAGAUGAAAAAUUGAUUCGAAAAUCAAAUGCUGCUGGUGGUUAUUCUGGUCAACAUUCGGAUGAAGAAGAAAUUGGUGGUAAAUCAUCAUCAUCAUCAACGAGAAAACGUUCAACGAAUAUUGAUCGACAAACAGAAGGAAAGAAUUUACAUAAACAACAACAACGACAACAGCAGCAAGAAUCAUUAUCAAAUCAACAAUUAGAACCAGAACCAUUACCAAUGGAAAGAUCAUUUUCAAUGCCAUCAAUACGAACAGAUUCAGCAUCGGCUGAAAAUGAUUCACAUCUAAUGGCUGCUGUGACAAAUCAACAGGAUAAUACACAAAUUAUUAGUGAAGAAGUUAUACAAGAAUUAGGAAUGUGGGAACAAGUAAUUCAAGAGGAAAAAAAUCAACAAUCUUCUUCUUCUACUACUGGAAAUAUUGAAUCGAAAUCAAAUGUAGAAGAUUUGGAUACGAAUGUUAAUCAACGUAGAUCUUCUACAAUGAUGUUACCACAAGAACAAUCAGCUCAAAAUGUUGAUAAUAAUGAACAGAUUAAAAUCGAAUCAAAAUCCACAGCGAAAACAAUACCAACAGUUAAUAUUCAACCAUCAACGCCAUCUGUACAAUCAUCUAAUUUGAUGAAAGGAAGUUCCAAGGAAUCGGCUCCAAUCAUAGUGCAAUCACCACCACCGCCUCCUAAACAAUCUUCGCUUACUGAUAAUACGGAAACUGAUCAACAACAACAACAACAAAGUUCUGUUGUUGCUGUUGAAGAAUUAAAACGUCAAGAAUCGAUUAAAAUGGAUGGUGAUGGUUCAGUUGAUAAACAAUCGGUGUCAACAGUAUCUAAACAAGAACAAAUUGAUCCAAAACAAUCACCACCAGCAACAACAUCGAAUGUAAAAUCAAAACUACCACCACCCGCAACAUCGACUGUAACAAAAACUGGACCAGCCGCACCACCAGCAUCUCGUCGAAUGUCAAAACCACCACAACAAUUAUAUAUAAAAACUACACCAGCUAUACCGAUGAAUGCAAAUAUUCAACAUAUUCUGGGUAAUGUUGCACGUACUGAAGGACCAUUUGAUAAUCCAUAUGAUGCUGUUAAAUCAGCAGUAAUUGCAUUACGUGAUCAUGCUUGGACAACCAAAGUAGAAGGAAUGUUAGCUGUUGUUCGAUUAGCAACAUUUCAUCCACAUCAUUUAAUUCGUGAUCAACAUCAAAUUUCAAUAGCAUUAGCAAGUGAAACACGUAAUCUACGUUCAACAGUAGCACGUUCAGCAAUAUUUACAAUUGGUGAAUUAUUUUCAAAACUUCGAUCACAAAUUGAAUCGGAACUUGAUAUUCUUACACAAGCAUUAUUACAUAAAGUUUCAGAAAAUUCUGUAUUUAUUCGUGAAGAUAUUGAUCGAGCUUUACAAUUAAUGAUUGAAUCAAUGCCACAAACACGUGCAGCUUUAGCUUUAAUUACAUUUGGUUCAAGUCAUCGAAAUACACAUGUAAGACGUACAUCGGCACAAUUUAUAUCAGCAUUGGUAGAAAAAAUGGGUCCAAUGAAAUGUUUACUUGGACCACGUGAUAUUGGUGAACAUUUAUUACCAGCAGCAGCACGUUUUAUACAAGAUCAAUCAUCGCACACUAGAUAUUUUGGCCGUAGAAUAUUUGCCACAUUAAUGCAACAUCCAUUGUUUGAUAAAUUUCUUCGUCGUCAUGUUUCACCCGGUACUUAUCGAAAUAUUUGUGGAAUGUUAGAAACAAUCAAACGAAGAGGAGUUGGUGAUGCACCAUCCGAUUUAUAUUCACCAACCGUACAGCCUAAAGAUAGUGAUCCAAGACGAUUAAUUAUUAUUGAAGCUACAACGCCAAGUUAAAAUUAUUUUACCAGUUUUUUUUUGUUUCUGGAUGAUUCAAAUUCUACAAGGAUGAUUGCUUUUUGUCAAUCAAUCAUUGAAUGAAA
This is a messenger RNA of Dermatophagoides pteronyssinus (European house dust mite), 5460 nucleotides long. RefSeq lists its product as uncharacterized. NCBI's taxonomy places the organism in Eukaryota, Metazoa, Arthropoda, Arachnida, Sarcoptiformes, Pyroglyphidae. Gene Ontology annotation, molecular function: microtubule binding. Gene Ontology annotation, cellular component: cytoplasmic microtubule; cilium. The record is from RefSeq and is a predicted model, not a curated record. Gene Ontology annotation, biological process: microtubule cytoskeleton organization.